AUGGCAAUAGAAUCAGAAUCUGAAAAUUCUGAAACCGCCACAUCGAGUGUGACAAUUUUGAAAUGUUUGCAAAAAAAAGGAAUUCAUUACAAGCACAUUAUAGGUAAGGGAACAUUUUCAUCGGUCAGAUGUGCAUGGCAUGAUAUCAUGAAAAAAUAUGUCGCACUUAAAAUUAUCGAUACGAGCUCGAAUUCUGAUUUUAUAGUACGUUUUCUACCCCGCGAAAAAAUUAUUAUCCAGCAACUUAAUCAUGCAAAUGUUAUAAAAAAUUUUGAAAUUGUAAAUGAGGAACCAUUUGUAUGCUUCGUUCAAGAAUAUGCUAUGCACGGUGAUCUUUUGCAAAAGAUCAAGAAAAAUGAUCGAAUUGAGGAAGAGGAGAGUCGAUUCUAUUUUCGACAACUUAUUGAAGCACUUACGUAUCUGAAAUCAAUCAAUAUAGCGCAUCGUGAUAUAAAAUGUGAAAAUGUAUUGCUGGACAGUUGUGAUAAUGUUAAACUUGGCGAUUUUGGCUUUGCUCGAUUUAUGAAAGCUGACGAAAUGUCACAUACAUUUUGUGGAUCUCGAGCAUAUGUUGCACCUGAAUUACUGCGAUCAUAUCCAUAUAACGGUUUCCUGGCAGAUAUUUGGAGUACAGGUGUAUUAUUGUAUGUCAUGGUAACUGGAUUUAUGCCAUACGAUGAUCGAAAUAUCAAUAAAAUGCUCGAAAAACAAUUACAACAUCGGAUAACAUUUCCACGUCGUCGCUCGUUGAGCGCUGAAGUGAAAGAACUCAUUUAUGCAAUGGUACAUCCGGAACCACUGAGACGACGACCGUAUCAUGAAGUUAUCAGAUCUUCAUGGCUUGCCGAUACGAAAUAUGAACUUCGUUCCGAACCAUUUCCACAGAAGUCCGAUAAUGGCUAA
Messenger RNA from Acanthocheilonema viteae, 903 nucleotides. The record is from the annotation of a GenBank genome assembly. NCBI's taxonomy places the organism in Eukaryota, Metazoa, Nematoda, Chromadorea, Rhabditida, Onchocercidae.